Papaver somniferum (opium poppy) is the source of this 1461-nucleotide messenger RNA. Its product is annotated as F-box protein CPR1-like. The coding region runs from base 1 to 1461 and encodes 486 amino acids. The record is from RefSeq and is a predicted model, not a curated record. Gene Ontology annotation, molecular function: protein binding. Lineage: Eukaryota; Viridiplantae; Streptophyta; Magnoliopsida; Ranunculales; Papaveraceae. The transcript is spliced from 3 exons.
AUGAGCAUUGCAUAUCGCACGAGAUUCAAAAUUAAGCAAGAAGCAAAAUCAAAGGAAGAAGAAGAAGCAAUAACUCGGUGGCUAAAUCUUCCUGAAGAAGUAUCUGAUGAAAUCUUUCUGAAAUUACCAGGUAAUUCCAUCUUGUCAUCAAGGUGUGCCUGUAAGCUUUUCAACACUCGUCUUUCUAAGCGUAUCUUCAUCAAGAAUCAUGUUAAUCUUUGGAUUCAGACCAAGAACAGCCCUAAACUCUUGUUUAGUCAAUCCAUUCGAGAUAAUCCCCCUAUGAUUUACUCUAUACCUAUAGAUUUUCCUUCAAUUUCAUCACAAUUAUCAUCUUUAUCAAGUGUUGUAUGUGAUGGAGCAGUUCUGAUGAAUUACCCUUUUCUAUCUAACAAAACACAUUAUCACCAAUACUUGGGUUCAUGUAAUGGCUUAAUCUGCUUAAAGAUUGAUAGAGUUGAUUAUGAGAGGGAACAUUUGUGCACUAAUUAUUUUAGUGUUUUGAAUCCAUUCACAAGACAAUUUAAGGAAUUCAGAAUGCAAACAGUGAGUACAUUUUGUUACGGCAUAGCCUAUGGAUUUGGUUAUGAUAGCGAAAUUGAUGAUUACAAACUAGUAGCAAUAUCGGAUAAUGAUGAACCAACUGGUUGCUCCAGUAUUGAAGUUUAUGCUGUGAGAUCAAAUUCAUGGAGUAGAAUUCAGUGCACCGUCAAAUACUCAUUUUAUGUUGGUAAAAGAUCUCGUGGUGUGUUUUUGAAUGGUGGUCUUCAUUGGUUGGGAUGGAUCGGCACUCGCAAUAAAUCGUCCGAAGCUAUAUUUUGUUUUGAUAUUAGCAAUGAGAUAGUGGUGGUUAUCCCAUUACCUGAAAAUAUUAUCCCCCCUGUGGAUUUCUUGGGACAAGUUUAUAAAAAUCUGGGAGUGUGGGGAGACAGCAUUUGUGUAGCUUUUGUUUAUGAUCGUCUUAGACUUGAUGUGUGGGUGAUGCUGAAGUAUGGAUUAAAAGAAUCCUGGACAAAACUAUUUACUACAACCCGGCUACCGCGCUCAAACCGAAUGCCAUUUUGGAAGCCGCUGUUGUGUUUUAAUAACGGGAAAAUUCUCGUAGAUUAUGGUUUGGAGCAACUAGUUUUACUUGAUACAACAAGUGAAGCACUUAAAUCAGUGGUGGUCCGUGAUAUCACUAUGGGCGAUAAUCGAGAGAUUUAUGUGGAGACCAUAGCCUCACUUGGCUCGAGUACUUAUCUGGAAAGGCGGAAUACUAAUGGGACCGUGAAGAAUCGCAAACGCCGACUAUUGAGACAUGUGAUUAAUAAUCCUAACCAAGUACCAGAGCUUAGUGGUUCUGCUCUGGUGGAACUUGCUUUGCAAACACUUGCUUGUUUCAAUUUUAAGGCAGUUCAGUCAUUUAUGGAUGCUUAUCUUUUGAUGUCAUUAAAGCAUCUGUUGCCUGUUUGUGUUUGA